UGCCUUCAUCUGUUACUAAGAAUGUAAGCCAUUAAUUAGACUUCUAUGGGGUUUUAGGUCUUCAGUCUUUUCUCCUCUCAUUGAGUAUCAUCAUGGAACAGUAUCAGUGGAUCCUGCUGCUUCUCACGAUCUUCCUGACUGGAAUCUUCUUCCUUUACCACCAGAGUCCCACCUUCAAUUUCUACUGCAAGAUGUUCUUGUUCAAUGGCUGGAUCAUACUGAUGGCCACCAUACUCUCUCCAUGUGUAACCCUAUUCUAUGGGCGAAGAGUGGAAAACAUGAAGUUUAUGCGUCUCAGCGUCCUGCCACUCAAAAAUAUCUAUGGCAUCAAGUUCAUGGUGCAGGGUUUUGAGAAUCUGAAUCUCAAGGAGCCUUAUGUGAUCGUUUCCAACCAUCAGAGCUGUUUGGACCUUCUAGGCAUGUUGGAAGUUAUACCAGAGCGCUGUGUGACCAUUGCCAAAAAGGAGAUGCUAUAUAUGGGCCCAGUAGGCUGGGCUUGCUGGGUAUGUGGCUUAAUUUUCAUUGAUCGCAAGAACAAAAAGGCUGCCAUGGACAUCAUGGACCAUGUUGCGCAGAUCAUGAGACAAGAGGAUCUGAGGGUAUGGAUUUAUCCAGAAGGCACAAGAAAUCCAGAGGAUACCUUGCUUCCCUUCAAGCGGGGAGCCUUUCACCUGGCUCUGAAGACUCAGGUCCCCAUUGUCCCCAUUGUGACCUCCUCUCAGCAAUGCUACUACAGCUACAAAGAUAAGAAGUUAAAGCCAGGAAACUGUACCAUCCGGAUUUUACCCAAGAUAGAAACGCAAGGCCUUGGACUAGAAGAAGCCCCAGCGCUGGCUGAGAGCACCCGCAAAUUGAUGCAGGAAACUUUCUAUGAGAUUUCCGAGGAGCUGCAUGGUGAGAAGGAAAGGAUUGAGUGAGUACCCUGUCGUUACGGAAGACACCAGAGGAUUUUUCAUCUUUCUCUCAAACCAUCAGUUGAUAAGAACUGAACUGAAUACAACGUGACUAUCUCUUAGCCAAAAUGGUUGGGACCAGAAAGUGUUUUGGAUUUUGGAUUGUUUUUAUUUAUUUUGGAACACCUGUGUUUACCUAUAUGUACAUGAUGAGAUAUUUUGGC
Anolis sagrei ordinatus is the source of this 1117-nucleotide messenger RNA. Its product is annotated as 1-acyl-sn-glycerol-3-phosphate acyltransferase alpha-like. Gene Ontology annotation, cellular component: endoplasmic reticulum; membrane. The record is from RefSeq and is a predicted model, not a curated record. Gene Ontology annotation, biological process: phosphatidic acid biosynthetic process. Gene Ontology annotation, molecular function: 1-acylglycerol-3-phosphate O-acyltransferase activity. NCBI's taxonomy places the organism in Eukaryota, Metazoa, Chordata, Lepidosauria, Squamata, Anolidae.